AUGGCUCGAAACAUAUCGAACGAUUCACUGGAUGAUAUUGAAAACAGAUCGGAUGUGCUGAACCAAACCCGCUACUCGUUGCAGGAUGCGUCCGCCCUGCGAAACGAUUCGUUCGAGCUAAACGAUAUAGAACUGCUGGACACGAGUGUGACGGAUCUGUUGGACGAUCCAUAUCGAAUGAAGCUGCGACGGAAUAGCAACUACGACGGAUUCGACCAAAGCCUCGGCGACAGCUGGAUCUAUCCGGCCAACUAUCCGAUGAGGCGGUAUCAAUUCACUAUCACGGAAGCAGCUCUGUUUAAAAACACGCUCGUGGUGUUACCGACCGGGCUGGGCAAAACAUUCAUAGCUGCUGUCGUGAUGUACAACAUCUAUCGGUGGUAUCCUACCGGUAAGGUGAUCUUCAUGGCACCGACCCGUCCGCUCGUCAGUCAGCAAAUCGAGGCGUGCUAUCGGAUCAUGGGCAUACCCCGGUCAGACACGGCGGAGGUGACCGGAAAGCAGGCACGCCACAACCGCUCCACCCUUUGGCAAACGAAGCGCGUGUUCUACGCCACGCCGCAGGUCGUGCAGGCGGAUCUGGAAUCGUCCGAGCAAAUGUUCCCUGUUGAGCAGGUCCGGCUAGUCGUGAUCGACGAAGCACACAAGGCAAAGGGACGGUAUGCAUACGCGGAUGUGAUACGGCGCAUUGCAGAACGCAACCCAUACUUUCGAGUGUUGGCACUGUCCGCGACACCCGGCCGCACGCUGGAGGAUGUUGCUGAAGUUAUCAGGAAUCUGCUCAUCUCGCACGUUGAAGUGCGCUGGGAAAAUUCGAUCGACGUGUUGCCGUACGUGUUCCGGAAAGAUGUCCGUACCAUCGUAAUUCCGCUUGGACAGACGAUAGCUACCGUACGGAAGGAACUGCAGAGGUUAGUCAACCCAUAUCUGCAGCGUUUGCUCGAAUCGAACGUUUUCACGCAUUAUCCCGGCAACAUUACACCCGGCAUGCUCAUCAUGAGGCAAAAACAAUAUCGUGAAAAUGCGCUCCAUCAGCGGCAUCCGAACCAUAGUGCCAUUAUUGCUGAUUUCGGUGUAUGUAUCAGCAUGUACCAUGCGCUGGAUUUGCUCGUUAAGCACGGAAUAAGGACAUUUCUCAACUUCUUCGACGAUAGUGGUGGAACGAACGGGCAAGAGAAAUAUUUCGUUGCAAAGGACCGACAAAUCAAGACCUUUUUGGACCAGCUACGGGAGCAGUUUCAUCAUCGCGAACGACAUCAAAGUGCGAACGAUUCGGGUAUUAUAACCGGUAACGAUGACGUCGAUUUCGGACACCCGAAGUAUCGCAUACUGGAACAGCAGUUGAUGACAUUUUUCAAAGAGUUCCCGGACUCGAAGUCAAUCGUGUUUUGCGAAUUUCGCGAUUCGGUUUCGAUGAUCUAUCGAAUGCUAAGCAACAAUCAACCGUUGAUACGACCAAACUGCAUUGUUGGGCAAAGUAGAGCCAGCGGUGUUCGAGUGGCACAACAUGAACAGAUUGACGUUAUGCGCCACUUCCGUUCGGGAACUUACAACACUCUUAUCGCAACGUGUGUCGCCGAGGAGGGCAUCGAUGUCGGUGAGGUGGAUCUGAUAGUGUGCUUUGAUAUUGCUAAAAAUCCUAUGCGAUUCGUGCAGCGAAUUGGCCGCACGGGACGGAAACGUGUCGGGCGGGUGUUGAUGCUCGUGACCGAGGGCGAGGAACACGACACACUAAAGCAGGUGCUUGCAUCAAAGGACAAAACAAAUCAACAGCUGGCCCGCAGCAAAGACAUCCUGCGUAUCCUUUACCCACAUUCGCCUCGUCUCGUACCGCCCGGGGUACAACCCAAGUGUGUAACAAUGUACAUAAACAUCCCGGACGAGGAAGCAACGGUACGCAAAGCGCGUUCGGAUUCAUCCGACGGAGAAGUAUGUAGCGCCAACAGUGGUCGAAAGAGGAAAAACACCAGACGACGGAAUGAUGCGAAUGAAGUGCUAGAACCGUCAUCGAAACGAAAUAAACGCACCACGAUAACGAGGGAUGUAAGGGAUUUUUUCACGCGGCAACGAACUGACCCGACGGAUCCGUUGGACGCCAGCGAGCGGGACAUAUUUGCAGUGGAAUCACCGAAUCGGCGAGACAAAGAUGGUUUGAUGGAUCGAUCGCAUAUCGGGAAUACAUCCAUACCAAUCGAUCAUACGAUUCGCUUGGGUCGCACUGACACUCAAGUCGCAAUCGACACACUUUUGCAGCCCCUGGUACGGCAUUACAGGCAAUUAUGCCGGCAUAAAUUCCUUUACCGCCAGAAGCUACUAGACGCACCCAAGCAGACGCGGAUAGAACUUCAUGAAGCGUCCAGCGACGUACCUGUGCAAGACAAUCCGCUUGAUCUUCCGCAGUUAGUUCCGCACGGGAUGGAUCGUGCCGUUGCUAGUCAAGCUGCUGAAGAGUGCUUGAUAGCGGACAAGUCCAUCUCGAACCUCUUUGAUUCGUCGUUCUGUCUGCUGGAGACCACGUCCAAUGCCACGUGUCCACGGGAAGGUUCAACUAAACCACCGACCGAGCUCGCACUCGUGAGUGGGAGAAAAUCACGCGUAUCAACGCUGAAAAAGCUCAAAAAGCAAUCCAUCUCACCAAAGGAUUUAUCCAACAGUCCACUUCUGCUGGCAUUUAAUCGAUCGGUGCAGAAAAGAAAAAAUUCCGAUGCGCCUGACACACCAGCACGCACUAACCGCAGUUUUGGUCCAUCCGAAACACCGCAAGGGCAAAGAAGCAGCGUUUCACACCGGAUGGUUUUGGAAUAUUUUCACCUGAAAAGUUUGGAUGAUAUCUUUGAAGACGAUUCAUCCGAUUGGUCGGUACCGGAGGCAGAUGCUGCAGUUAAUGAACGACAGCAAAGCGGUGAAAAGCUUAAAGAUACCCCCAUCAGUAGGAAACUCUUCGGUUCGGAAUUUAAAGCCACACAAACAACAAACGAUGCAGCUGAGAUAUUUGUGACGAAUGAAAAUAAAUACGCUUGCAACAAGACGAAUCUCGUAACCAUGUCAGAUAAGCGGCAUAUACCAUCGACUGGCCGUAUGUUGGAAACCAGCAGUAAUAUCAGCAGGAAAAAUUUUGACCUGGGUACCGCAGAGCUGGUUUUCCAGGAUGAUAGCAUCAGCGAGCAUAGGUAUGAAAACCCCACGACAUUCGCACCUUCUUUCAUCGAACCGCCGCAAUCUCAAACUAGCGCCUUUAAAAUGGCGAGCUUGCGAUCGCAAAAGCACACACUCAGUGACAUCAUUAGCCAAGACGCGAUGUACUGUCUUCCAGGCAAAUCGCCAUAUUUUGUUGCUUCUUUUGCGAAACGUUCCCCUGCGGGAAAGGUGAAAAAUGGGAAUAAAUCGUCUGAGAUAAGUGAUGUGAUGGACAUGGGAUCGGUGAGCAGUACCGAAAAUCGUUCCUGGGUUGAGGGUGUUGGCAUGAAUGAAAGUAUUAUCGGGCGGAAGGCUAGACCAGUCAGAAUCGAAUCCAGCUCGGAGAGUUUGAAUGACGAUCAAAUUAACCAUGCCAUUUUCCGUUUGAAUGACUCUCCGAUAAGAGACGAGAAGAAAGAUGACGACGUUUUCCAACCGGCUGUUGAGAAACGUUCUUCAAAUCAGUACAAAAAACAGUGGAUCCUCGGCAAAAAGAAUCCACAAAAUAGUAAACGGCCGGGUCGUGGUUUCCUGCUCACGCAAGCCGCAGUAUCAGACGACGACGGCGACGAUGAUGCCGGUAACGAAAGUGAUGGCACGAACUCACUAGCAAGCUUUGUAACCGCAUCGGACGAUGAGCAGUGUUCGGUGGACAUGCGUGCGGUCUAUCUUCAGUCCGUGCGCAGUCCAUUUGCUAGCCGUGGUGGCUUGAAAAACCCGUCCAAUGCGUUAGGCAGUCGGGAUCGGUUACCGGUGCUGAACGACACGGAUGCAUACCACGACGUAGAGGAUAGCUGCGCGAUGGAUGAAAUAGAUACGGAAAUGUACUCCUUCAUCGACGACAACAUUAAGACCAACACGGACACGGAACUUUCCGAGCUUGAGAUAGCCGAACGUUUGCUCAAAGAGCGCCGCCGAAGGAAACGGCAGACUCGUUGUUCGGGUGAACACAUUUUGGCAGGAAAGAAGGAACGACGGCGUAUUAUUCAGUUAAUAUCCUCCGACUCCGACUGA
This is a messenger RNA of Anopheles marshallii, 4191 nucleotides long. RefSeq lists its product as uncharacterized. Bases 1 to 4191 code for a protein of 1396 amino acids. The transcript is spliced from 3 exons. Lineage: Eukaryota; Metazoa; Arthropoda; Insecta; Diptera; Culicidae. The record is from RefSeq and is a predicted model, not a curated record. Gene Ontology annotation, biological process: double-strand break repair via synthesis-dependent strand annealing; replication fork reversal; interstrand cross-link repair. Gene Ontology annotation, molecular function: four-way junction helicase activity; ATP binding; 3'-5' DNA helicase activity.